Molecule: messenger RNA, 2043 nt
Organism: Phialemonium atrogriseum
Lineage: Eukaryota; Fungi; Ascomycota; Sordariomycetes; Cephalothecales; Cephalothecaceae
Product: putative rna recognition domain-protein
Exons: 1
Coding region: 223-1758 (511 amino acids)
Cellular component (GO): nucleolus
Molecular function (GO): RNA binding
Source: RefSeq, a predicted model, not a curated record
AGUACAUAGGACAAAAUAAAGUAUGUAUUGUACUUUCUGCCCCGCACCCCUGCUCCUUAUCGCUUAUCAGACCGGAUACGGCUUCAAGAAAAAUUUCGCCUGCACCAAUUGCUUGAGGGAGUUAUAAGAUAAAAAGGGCGGUUUAGACUCACCCGGCCUUGUCUUUGGUCUAGAUUAUACCUUUUUAACCAAGGCCGGCAUCUGCACCCAAUUCAGCAGACCAUGUCUAUCCAACACUCGGAGGACCCUCCCAGGGGAGGGGACGCCCCCUCGUCUCCCACCGCCUCCUCCAAGAAGCGCAAGGUCUCCCUCGGCGAGAUCGAAGUCGACCUCACCCUCCCCGAGCCGCCCUCCAAGAAGGCCCGCCGCGCCCUGAAGAGGGGUAAAUCCGACUCGACGAACCCCCCGGCCGCCGCCUCCGCCGACGCCGCCGCCGAAGCCGCUGCCAGCAAGAAGGCCGCCAGCAAGAAGAAGCCCACCUCGGCACACGGCGUCUGGAUCGGCAACCUCCCCUUCACCGCCACCAAGGCCGACAUACGCAAGUGGCUCAUUGACAACUCCGGCGGCUCCAUCACCGACGACGCCAUCACGCGGGUGUACGUGCCCACGACGAGGCCCGAAGCCGACAAGAAGAAGAAGCACGAUAAGAAGAAGCCGAAAAAGAAGGGGGCCGAGGAGGUGGACGAGGACGAGGACGACAACGACGACGAUGAUGACGACGAAAAGUCGAAGACAAAGGCGGGGAACAAGGGCUUCGCCUACGUCGACUUCACCACCUACGCCACCACCGUCGCCGCCAUCGCGCUAUCCGAGACGUCGCUGGGCGGCCGCAAGCUCCUCAUCAAAGACAGCAAGAACUACGAGGGCCGGCCCGCGCGGCCUGAGGGCGACGACGCGGGCAAGCAGCCCGACGUCGGGAAGAACGGUGCCUCCGCCGCCGGCGCCGGCGCCACCACCGCCAACGGGGCGCCACAGUCCCGGUCGACCAAGGUCUUCGUGGGCAACCUCGGCUUCAAGGCCAGCGAGGACGAGCUCUGGGCCCACUUUGAGAAGUGCGGCCCCAUCCGUUGGGUCAAGGUCGCCACCUUCGAGGACACGGGCAAGUGCAAGGGCUUCGCCUGGGUCAAUUUCCAGGAGGCCGAGGCGGCCGCCUGGGCCGUCCAGGGGUUCGUCAGGAUCCGGCAGACCGUCGACACGGUCGAGGACUUUAUGGACGAGGAGGAGGGUGCCCGCGGCGGCAGCGGCGGCGAGGCCGAGCAGAAGGAGGAGGACGAGGAGGAGGAGCGGGAGGAGGGACAAGGAGUGGACGGACGCGGCGACGUCGACGGCGACGGCGAGAAGAAGAAGAAGCAGCAGGCCAGGGACAGGAAAGGCAGCAAGGGGGAGGGCCCGCCCCAGGCCCCCCGCAAGACCAAGACCCGGAAGUGGUGGGUCAACCAGCUGCACGGCCGGACGCUGAAGAUCGAGCUGGCCGAGGACGACAAGGUGCGGUACAAGAAGCGCUUCGGCAAGGGCGGCGCCGGCGCCGCCGCUGCCGCUGCCAAGGCGCAGGGCUCCUCCCGCCCGGCAGCGGGGGCAGCAGCAGGGACCUCGGCCCCUUCGGAGCAGCAGGCGGUGGUUGGCGAUGGCGGUUCGGCCAAGGAGCAAAGAGCCGAGAAGAAGGAGGUGGAUCCUCUCAAGGUUCACCAUGAUAUCAACGUUGCUCGGCUUACUGGCGCGAUGGUGAAGUCUCAGGGUGUCAAGGUUACGUUCGACUGAGGCGGUACUAUUUUAUGACGACGGGGGAAUACCCAAGAGGCUGUCUGUCUAUCGUUCAUUUGGGAGAAUCUACGUUUUAUCACGGCGUGAUCAGUGAAAAAGCGACUCAGGCUUCAGCAAACCAUUACCCGUGUCACCCUGUUACCAGGACCGUAGCUAAGGUGCUAACUUACCAUGAAAAAGCCUUUUCCGAACUUCUAAAGGAAGCGAACUACUACAAUCACAUCCGCAAGCGCGUGGUACAGGUCAUGGUGACAACCUCGCAAAGAACGAUUCCCUAACCUA